Papilio xuthus (Asian swallowtail) is the source of this 2453-nucleotide messenger RNA. Its product is annotated as facilitated trehalose transporter Tret1. Gene Ontology annotation, cellular component: membrane. The coding region runs from base 232 to 1668 and encodes 478 amino acids. The record is from RefSeq and is a predicted model, not a curated record. Gene Ontology annotation, biological process: transmembrane transport. Lineage: Eukaryota; Metazoa; Arthropoda; Insecta; Lepidoptera; Papilionidae. Gene Ontology annotation, molecular function: transmembrane transporter activity. The transcript is spliced from 7 exons.
UAUAAACAAGCAAACAAGCCGGCCGGCGAUUCCAUUGGGACUUAUUCAUUCGAAAUUAGAAUACGGUUGACCGCGCGCGCUUUCCGCGCCUUUUUUAACGGCUACGAUUCGAAACAAAAAAAAUAUGAUUUCAAUUUAUAUUUAAACUCUUUUGAAUAGUGAUAAAUUCACUAUAUUUUUUUAAAUUAUUUAAUUACUGGCCGUUUUUAAUUUUUUUUUAAUUUAUCCAAAAUGCUUAAGUACACAGUAAAAAAGUAUUGCUCAGAGGGAAGUAAAUUUCAUCAAAUAGUUAUGGUGGUGCUAAUGGUGCUACCAGUUUUCUCCUAUGGCACAGCGAUCGGAUGGCUCUCUCCAAUGGGUCCCAAGUUAAUGUCCGAAGACUCUCCGGCAGCGGAACCAGUACAUCAGGAUGUGAUAUCAUGGAUGGCUUCAGUUCCGUACUUGGUUGGAACACCGGCUGUCUUUUUAUUCGGUUUUAUUGUGGAUAAUUUUGGAAGGAAGAAAGCUCUGAUGCUUACAUCUUUGUCUAUGGCAGCGUGUUGGUCUUUGAAGAUCUAUUCCACAUCAACAUGGGCGUUGAUAUUAGCUCGUGCGAUAGUCGGCUUCGGCGUGAGUGGAUCGUAUGUGGUUACCCCUUUAUACAUCAAGGAAGUCAGCGAAGAUUCCAUCAGGGGUACCCUUGGAAGCCUGGUCAUCCUCUCCCAGAACCUGGGAAACCUGCUGGUCUACAUUGCUGGAGAGUACCUCUGCUAUAAUACUACGCUGUGGAUCUGUCUCUCCGUGCCCUUGAUACAUUUGCUUCUCUUCAUCACAAUGCCUGAAACACCGUCUUUCCUCCUUAAAAGUGGUAAAGUUGAUGAGGCUCGCGGUGCAUUGGCGUGGCUACGUUGCCGGCAGCCGGGUGAUGCAGCAGUGGACUCAGAAUUACAGGCCUUACUGCUAGAGAUGGAGCAAGACAACUCUGUAAAAUUCUUCGAAGUUCUCAAAGUUCUGAUAUCCGAUCGGAACACAUUCCGUGCUUUCCGUAUCACGCUGACAAUUACACUUGCUCGGGAGCUGUGCGGCUGUCUGGCUGUACUGCACUUCGCGUCUCUAAUAUUCAGCCAAGCGAGUGGCGGCUGGGUCCUCAAUGCCAAUCAGCAAGCGACUCUACUAGGUGUGGUGCAACUCAUCGGCUCCUGUACCGCCUCUACUUUGGUCGAGAGGACUGGCAGAAAGCCAUUGCUAGGGACGACGUGCUUGGUAUCCGGCGUGUCGCUAGCGGCUUUAGCAGGAUGGUUCGCGGUGCGGGCGGGAGGCGCGGCUCUACCUGUUGCAGCGUUAUGCCUCUGCAUCUACUGUGACGCGGCCGGCCUACAACCUGUACCCUUCGUUAUUAUGACUGAGAUGUUCUCAUUCCAGUUCCGUGGUACCGUUACUUCAAUAGUGAUCGCGUUCGCGUGCGCUUUAGUCUCCAUCGAGCUGAGAGUCUUCCAACCUCUUGCCGUCUCCAUCGGUCUGCAUUUCGUCUUCGGCUGUUUCGCGAUGGUCUGCCUCAUCAGCACAGUGUACAUCGUCUUCUGCGUCCCGGAGACCAAGAUGAGGACCACGGAGGAGAUAUACGCGGAAUUCAUGGGAAAAGGCAAAGAGAAGACCAGGGAUUGCGAAGCUUCUGUGACUAGAUUGUAGAUUUUAUGUAAGCGUUAUUUUAAGCUUGAUGUUGACAAAAUUAUCUUAAAGGAUACCAGAGUAAUCCCAGUCGUUUAUCUCAGAUUGAAUAUAUUUCCUUGAGUUUCCAUUGCCCGUUUACCAACAAAAAUGUUCUCUGUUUUAUCGAGAACAAUCAGCGAAAGGACAAUAAUGUUUUUGCAGAGGUGUUUCUGCAGUGGAAACUCACGGUACUAAUGCGAAACAGUCAUAUGAAAACAUAGUAUGGGUUUGAAAGAAAUUACAGUGCGAUAGAAUUAAACAAAUGAAAAUCAUAUUAUUGAUUAAUUCUUUGGAUCAGUUUAAUUGUGUUUUAUCCUUAAUUUUUUUUUAUUUAAUUAAUGAUUAUAUAUAGUAUAUUUGUGUUUGAAGUUUCUUGGGAAAUCUAAAUAAUUUUGUGUUAGAUUGCGUAGAUGAAUUAAGGUAUAUGAAGCGAGAAUUAUAUGACAAAAAUGUGAUUUCAUUCCAGUAGAAAUAUUUAUAUGUAGGUUGCUAUUAGCAAAUAACCCUGUAAAGUACAGAGUAUUAACAGAAAAAUGAAAUUUUACUUUUUAUGAAUGACAUGAAUGGAAUUAGAACGCGCUUUUUUAAUCUACGAUUUAGUGCUGUAGUCAGUAGAUAUUAGUAAUUUAGUGCAUAUUGCCACUUAGCGGCUAACACGACUGGCCGCACACAUUUUGUAUAGGAGUCGAACGCGCUAGUGAAAAUAGCACACACGAUUUUAUUCAAAAUGGCGGCAGCGCGGUUAGCAACGAAGUAAAGAUAGA